AUGUCUAAUAUAUUGUAGAGAAUGGUAACUAAAGAAGUUAAAAGGAGAUAAGUUGAUAGUCGUUUAUUAAAUAAAUCAUAAUAAACAUUGAGAUAAUUGAUUCCUGAUUUGAAAUCUCCUAUUAAAUCACCUUAAGUCUCAACUGCACUUGAAUAAUUUAAGAGUAAAUUUACAGAAGGCAAGUAUAUUUUUUAAAUUGAAUAAUAACGAAAAAGCUAAUUAGAUGAAGUAUUUUAGAGAGUACAAAUACCAAUAAAAAGAGACUUUUUAGAUGUAUUAUUGUAAUAAUUUGAAACUGAAUUAUGGAGAGUUUGUAAUGAAUAGAAUCUCCAGUAUUUAAGUGAUCGUUAUUUGAGUUAUUAAUUAUCAAAUAACAAGUUUCUUAAACAUCUUGUAUAAUUUGUUGAUGAAUAGAGAGAAAAAGCUGAACUUGCAUUGGGAUAAUUAGCAGGGAAAGAAGCAACUAUUAAUGAAUUGUAAAAUAAAUAUGCACAAUUAUAAAUGAUGUUUCAAUAAUUGUCUCAUAAUAAAGAUGAUGGAUAAACUAAGUUGAAUAAAAAUGAAAGUGUUAAAAGAUAAAAAGAAUUAUAUAUGGAAAAUGUGAGAUUGAAAAAUGAAAUUGAAAGAAUUUAAGAUAAAUUAAAAUAAAUUGAAAAUCAAACAAAUGUUUAAAAAUUAUAAGAAUAAUAUUAAGAAUUAGCAAGAAAAUCAAGUGAAAAAAUUAAUGAACUCUUAAAUGAAAAUUAAAUUAAAGAAAAAUAAUUAUAAAAACUUAAUCUCCAUUAUUAAAAUAUUAAAUCUCAAUAUAAUAAAUUAGAAAAUGAAUCAAAAGCAUAUUAAACUGUAUUUGAAGCUAAUAAAUUACAUCUUGAUAGAUUGAUUAAAGAAAAUGAAAUACAUACAAAUUUAAUGAAUAGAUAUAGGGAAAUUGCUUGUAUGUAAAGAGAAGAUUUUGAAGUGAGAAUCAUGUAUUAUAAAGAAGAAUUAAGUGUAGCAUCUAAAGCAAAAGAUAAAUUAAUGCAAUUAUAAUCAAAAUUAGAUAGAUUUUAAAUUGAAAAAUCAAAAGAUAUAGAACCACUACCAAAUAAUAAUUAUGAGAAAGAGAAAACAGGUUUAGAGAAAUUUAAUGAUUUAUUUAGUAAUGAUAAAACUUAUCAACGUUUAACUUAUUAAGCUUUACAAGAAGAAAAAGGAAGAAUUGUUACUAGAGUAGGACAUUCAAUUGUUACUAUGGAAUAACAUUUUAAUGCAUAAGAAAUAUAAUUGGAGAAAUUCACAAUUGGAUAUUGUCCAUUUAUAAAUUUAGUUGAACAUCAUAAAAAAACUUUAGAAUAAGAAUUUAGUGGAUUAUAAUACAAAAGACCAAAUUUAUAAUUAUUAGUUACAUUAAGAGUUAUUCUUGAUAGUAAAUGGAAUGAAAUGUAAAUUAAACCAGAGAAAAUGUGGACUCAUUUACCUGAAUUUGCAUAUUCUCAUUUGAUGAAUUUUAAAGUAGAUAUGUAAACAAAAUCAAUAAAAAAAAUAGAUUAAGAUGUUCAUCGUAUAGAUGAUCAAAUAAUCAAAUUUAUUGUAGAUUUUAGUAAUCCUGUAUUUGAAAAGAAUUGGGAAUGUAUUACAUUUUAAGAAUUCUUAAAUGAUUUUACAAGUUAAGAUGAAAUCUAUUUCUAUUUAUAUGCUCGUAAUCUCUUAUUUCGUGGACCUGAAUGUUCACAUACUACAGCAUUCUAUGAACCACAUCAUUAUAUUCCAUUAUUAUAAGCUGAAUUUGUAGCUACUCAUUUACUAUCACAAUAUGAAACUGCAACACUCUAAUAAGUCAAAAAAGUUUUAAGAGAAAAAGCAGUUAAUAAGACUAUUACUAAGAACUUAUUUAUAGUAGAUGCUUCUUUUGUUUUGAGAAUAUUACUUGAAUUUUAUAGAGUAGAACGUAGAAAUAGAUAUAAAAUGUUCAAAAUAGCAUUUGGUAGUAGAGCUACAAAUAUCAGUUUCAAAUAAUUUAGAGUUGUUUUAAUUAGCAAUUAUCCUUAUAUUACAGAUCUUGAAUUAGCAACUCUAUAUAGAGAGGCAUAUUCUUUUACUGGUACUGGAGUAUCAAUUGAUUCCUUUUAUACUGUAGCUUCUGAAACUGGAUUUUUCGUAAAACAUCUUAAAUUACAAAAUCUUACUACUCAACCUAAAAUUGUUAAUAAAGAAUUCGUUUUUGAACCUGAUACUCAACCUUUCCUUAUAGUCAAUGAAGCAUACAAGAGAGUAAAUUAUAAGUAUAUAAUUAUAGUUUUAAGCAUAUUAAAAUAAAUUUGAAUAAAUAUUAAUUGAUUUUGGUUUGGAGGAACUAUUUGCAUAAUUUAAAGAAUUAGAUAAUUUAAUUUAAUAGAAAUUUGCACCUCUUUAACAUAAUUAAAAAUCUUUAUCAUAGAUUAUUGAAAGUUAUAUGAGUGUAUUUAGAAAUAUUAAUAAUUUAAUAUGUAAUAGACUUUACCUUUAAGAUUAGUAAAUAAUAUUAUAUAUUUAUAGGAUUCAAUAAGGGUAAGAGUUUCUAAUAAAGCAUGAAGAGAAAAUGAAACUUAAUAAAGAGUAGAAUAAAGAUGCUUAAUUUUAUUCUGGUGAUAAUUUUAAUAAACAAUAUUUGAGAAGAGAAGAUUUUAUUCCUGAUAUAGAAAUAUUGAAAGGAUAGAUGGAUUGUUUAGAACAUUUAGGAUCUUAUUUAGAAUCUUAUGAAUUAGUAAAGAAGAGGAGAGAUUAUUGUAUGACAAUUUAAGCAAAGAAAAUUUAGAAGUUUGUUAAGAAAAAAAUGAAUAAAUUUUAUAGUUUUGUAAGUUCUUUGUUAAGUGCCAAAUUCAAAGCUUCACUAAAAUAAGGAAAAUGA
Messenger RNA from Paramecium pentaurelia, 2866 nucleotides. Lineage: Eukaryota; Ciliophora; Oligohymenophorea; Peniculida; Parameciidae. The record is from the annotation of a GenBank genome assembly.